Messenger RNA from Musca domestica (house fly), 4072 nucleotides. It is a transcript of the gene cwo, whose product is annotated as transcription factor cwo. Gene Ontology annotation, cellular component: nucleus. The transcript has 4 exons. Gene Ontology annotation, biological process: regulation of neurogenesis; regulation of circadian rhythm; anterior/posterior pattern specification. Gene Ontology annotation, molecular function: DNA-binding transcription factor activity, RNA polymerase II-specific; protein dimerization activity; RNA polymerase II cis-regulatory region sequence-specific DNA binding. The record is from RefSeq and is a predicted model, not a curated record. Bases 526 to 2562 code for a protein of 678 amino acids. Lineage: Eukaryota; Metazoa; Arthropoda; Insecta; Diptera; Muscidae.
AUACAGCAAAAAAUACAAACCUCCCCAAAACAUAACAACAACCUGUUUGAGUGUAAAAACCAACAAACAACAACAUCAGUGAGAACAGAAAAAUCAAAAAGAGAACGAAAAAAAUAUAUAUCUCUUUCCCCUGUCACGCAGUGUACCUGUAAACAUUUAAUUCAUUUUUUUUCAAUUCUGGAUAUAUCAACGAAAUUUUUCAACAUUCCACCACAACAGCAACACAUCUUAAAACCUUUAAUAAUAUCCUCCAACAAUCCUUCGUCAUCGUCCUGCAACCAUUUAGUUGAUGUCAAACAACAGAGUUUAUGUUCCCGUAGCAGCCACCAUCUCCCAACAAGCAACGUCAUCUCUUCAAAAUUAACAGCAACAACAGCAGCACCUACGCUCAGUUGCUCCAGCUUUACAUCUUCGUCAUCGUCAAAAAUUCCCGAAAUUGUCCAGCAAACCAGCCUCACCAUUAACGGCAAAAUCAGCAACACGAACCUUAGCGGCAAACGCCCCACAAAAAUUAAAAACGAAAUUAUGGAACCGUCGUAUUGGGGUGAUGCCAAUGGACAUGCUCCACAUUCCGUCAAGUAUGAAAACGAUGCAGCCGUUUCCAGUUUUCCAUACUGCACAGAAUCUAGCCUAAAUUUCUCAACAAACGCCACCGGCUACAGCGAAGAUGAUACAGAAUAUAAUACCGGAAGACGUAACAAGACAUCGAGGCAAGAUCCUCUAUCGCAUCGCAUUAUUGAGAAAAGACGACGGGAUCGGAUGAAUUCAUGUUUGGCUGAUUUGUCACGUCUUAUCCCACCGCAAUAUCAACGUAAAGGACGUGGUCGCAUUGAAAAGACGGAAAUUAUUGAAAUGGCCAUUCGUCAUUUGAAACAUCUACAGAGUGAGUGCAUGCAGAAGGAGAACGAUUAUCGGAUGGGUUAUACGGAUUGUAUGAAAGAAGCUGCUAAAUUUCUAUACGAUAGCCAACAACAGGAGUUUUGUUAUCGCUUGUUGGCCCGUCUACAAGAGCACUGUGAAGAGGUUAUGAAAAAUGACUGUUUCCGUAGUCGUGGUUGUCAUACAGCUGCCGACAAUAUCAGUGCGUCCAGUGGCAGCCCCCAUCAAACGUUUCAUGCUGUACCGCCCUUGUGCCAAUUGCGCGAUAUGUUAGGUACCUCAGACAUCGAGCAUAGCAACGAUCACAACGAUGUCAAAGAUCUCAGUUUCCGCAAUCAUUUGAAUCAAUUGCAUCGUAAUAAUGCUGCUGCAGCGGCGGCAGCAGCAGCUGCGGCCUUGGAUAACAGCACCAAUGAGGCACAUCCCAACAGUGCGGGUAAUAAUGCUGCGCCAGCAGCUGUCAAUACCACCACAACAACCUCGAGCACAACAAAUGCCAACAGCGGCAACACAACCAAUAUUCCUAAUAAUUCAACUGUAUCAAAUCCAGGUUCGGUAAUAACCACAUCGAAUAAUGCUACAAGUUCUACAGGACCUGCUGUUAGUGGUGCCUUGGGAGUCGCCACAUCCACUCAACAGCCCCAUCAAGCCCCAGUAAUAACGUCCACCGCUCCAGCAUCCCUCCAUCAUCACACAGAUUCCAGUAAUCAUGAUUUUGACUCAUCACGUGAACCCAUUUUGCAUACUGACACCUCCAAUAUGCAUUCGCCACCUCCCCGUGACACUCUAUUGGGCUCACAUCAUGGCUCCCAUAGCCUUCCACAUUCGCAUCACUCUGCCCACAUGGCUCAUCAUCAUAAUCAGGACAGUCUGUUGCAUGGUAGUCGGCUGCGCAAUUUUUCGGAAUCUUCUCAUGAUAUUGAGCACAACAAUAACUACAAGUACAAAAAUCACAUCAAGGAACGUUUCAAUCAUGAGCUGCACGACGAGGAGACAUCAUCGGAACAUUGUCCAGCCCCACCAAUGUUACAGAGUGAAAAUUCACAUGCCCAUUCCGAACACUCGAAGGAUGGUACCGAACCCGAAAUUGCUCCAAUUAUGGCGAAAAAACGCAAGAUGGCCGAAGCUUUAAAUGCCCACUGUGAGAAUACCGUUGAUGACGCCGAUCUGAGAAUAACACCUGCCCAAAGAGCCAGCAAUGUUGCUGCAUCCGCUUCCUUUCUCUGCAACAAUGCAAACAAUAACAGCAAUGCCAGAGAAGAGAAACCAUUUACCCCGUUCAGUGAUAUAAAAACAGAAGCGACAACUGCCAGCAACGGACCGUCGAAGCCCCACCUGAGUGCUCCCACCAGUACCACCGCUCCACUGCCAACCCGUAGUUUUGCCGUACCCAUAUUUGCCCUACACAGUCAAGGCACGUAUUAUGUACCACUCAAUGUUGAUUACAAUAUACUGAUACCAUUCCUCAAUGGUAUUGAUCUUUUGGAAAAGAAUUUCAACAGUAUGCCGGUUGUACAUCCCAUCAAUAUCAAUGUCAAUUUUAUGCCCACCUCCUCAGCAUCACUGUUGGCCGCUGCUGCCGCUGUUGUGGCCAGUAAACAACAACAUCCAGCAGCAGCGGCGGCCGCGGCCAUAGCUAAAGCAGCAAAGUUAGAAGCUAUCUCCAAUACCAAUGGCUGGUAAAGAAAAUACGAAAAUACGUAUGAUUUCCUAACCAUCAGCAGUGAGUAUUUGUUGGAAUCAUGCCCAUACACCCAAAAAUGUACAACUUUUCAUGCUAUCCAACUGUUGAAGUUCAACAGAACGUUACAGUUUUUGUCUGCUAUGUUCAUAUUUAUCGUGGAUAUAUAUCAUCAAUGAACCUGACAAACCACAAAUGAACCACCUACACAAGUGUACAUUCAUAUAUAUUUAUUAACUGUAUGGCACAUAUUGUCGAGAAGUAUAUGGAACAACUACCUCAGAUUUCUGUGAAAAAAAUGAAGAAAAACAAAACUAAAAAAUGUAUAAUAAAGUAAUCAUCAAAUGGUUUGUUUUUUAUAUGUAGCUAGAAUCUAAAGGUACAUACACACCAAAUAAAUACAUCAUAUAUGUAACAAUACAGGAACAAAACCUCCCACGUGCAAGGGGAAUCUAACAAUAUAUUCCAAGAUAAAUGUCAAAUAAAUAUCAUAGAUUAAUUAGAUUAUCAGAAUAAACUAGCAACAUUAUUGGGAUAAUCUUGUAAAAAUCUUCUAAAGAUAAUGUGUAUAGGUUAUCAUAUUAAUAUGAAUUGACCAUUCAAGUGACAAGUAUAAAAAAUAAUAUAAAACGUUUCAUUUAUUGUUCACCUUUAAGAUCCACCCCCCCCCCCCUGCACAAGAUGUUCAAAGGAUAACAUGCAUAUAUUUGCCAAAUUAAUAUGCAAAUUUAUUGUUCUAGAACCUGCAAGAAUCUAUUAUUUGUACAAUUGUUUUUCGAUAUCAUAAAGGAAAAAUCGGUUAUCGAAGUAACAAGAUUAACAUUCUUGCAGUUCUGGAAUUUGUAAGUUCGAGUUACACAAAGACAUAAAAAGAGGAGAGUGUAGUCAUCACUUAGCCUGAAUGUUACUAUGAUGUCCGAACUUACCUCCAGCCAUUAAGUUGUGUCUGCAAAUGUUGCAUCAACAUCUCUUUUCAAGUAUCCAUUGGAGAUUAUGUCACCCAAAAUACGCCUGACAAAACUGAAAAAAAGUUCUUUCAAUUGAAAUUCAGUUGAAGUUUUAAACUUCCAUUGAAUUGUUUAUGAUUUGAAAAAUAGUAGUUUUGUAUAAAUAUUAGAAAAUAUUAUUUUUUAUAUUGAAAAAAUGUAUAACAUAAAAUCAAAAUAUACAAAAUAAUCUUAGAAAGAUAUAAAAAUUAUCCAUAUAGUACAGACAUACAUACAUUGUAAAAUUAAGAAGGUGUAGUCAUUUCAAAUAAGCAUACCCAUCUAUGCAAUUUCUGUAAUUUACCUUGUCAUAGAGAACAGGUUCUCAUGUCUGAUUUGUGUAUGCAUAUUGGGAUUAUAAACAUAAAAUCUGACAUAAGAUGUUGUCAAAUGAAUUAUUUUGAAAAAACAUGUAAACACACGAUUGCUGACUUUACCUUUUUAAUUCUACAAUGCAUACAUAUUCGCAUUUUGAAAUUAUAAUAAAAUUCAUAAGCAUAAAUUUGUGUAGAAAAUGUAUAUGUAA